Molecule: messenger RNA, 2971 nt
Organism: Melanotaenia boesemani (Boeseman's rainbowfish)
Lineage: Eukaryota; Metazoa; Chordata; Actinopteri; Atheriniformes; Melanotaeniidae
Gene: rgmd
Product: RGM domain family, member D
Exons: 6
Coding region: 434-1855 (473 amino acids)
Biological process (GO): BMP signaling pathway
Cellular component (GO): plasma membrane
Molecular function (GO): coreceptor activity
Source: RefSeq, a predicted model, not a curated record
UAAUUGGAGGAUGUGUUCUUUUUGUCUUUAUCUCAACAAUCAUUGUUGUUUAAGAAGACUGCAAAGAUGGUAAAAUCUCCCAGAAGAAACCAUGGAAAGAAACAUCUUUCUCUUCCUUUGUCACACAUGCACACACAAUACUGGGACCUCCUGGAGAGGAGAGCAGGCAUGGCCUGGGAGCACAGCCAGAAACACCUGCAACAGAUUAGUGCUCUAAUGCAAGUUGCCUCACGGCUUGCUGUGACCCAUCUUGCACCUCCCGAAGCCCACAACAGACGCUUGGUGUGUGAAGAAGGUCAGAAGUUCAGGCUUGGCUGAGGCUCCAUUCCUCCCUCUGCACAGAGGAGGCCUGCCCUGCGGGUUUAUAAUUAUCUGCCGUUGGCAUUCAGCACAGGUUCAAGCACAGUGCAAGCACUGGCACCAGCGUGGGGGGAUGCGCUUGGCUACACACUUGGAAAUGCCACAUCUUGCAUUUGAAGACUCACGUUGUAACAGCCGCAGCGUCAAUGAGAAGCAGUCGAGGAACUCCAUUCUAACUGAAUGGAUUGGUAUGGGGAGAAGCGGACCUCAAAUCACGGCUAAGCGGCAGCUUUGGGACUGUGUCACAUUCACGAUGGUUUUACUUUCUCUGCUGUUUCGACCAGCUCACUGCCAGCAGUGUCGAAUCCAGCGCUGCAAUGCAGAGUAUGUGACUUCUACCUCACCAGCGAGUGGUCUCCAGGAGGAUGUGGCUCUAGACGUGGACUACUGCAUUGCCCUGAGGGCCUAUGCUCUGUGCACCCGGCGACAGGCACGGAGCUGCAGGGGUGACCUGGUCUACCACUCAGCCGUCUUUCGCAUUAAGGAGUUAUUCUCUCAGCACAACUGCUCCAGCGAUGGGCCCACCUCCUCCGCCAAGGUUCCCAGCACGUCUCGACCAGCGGUGUCGGAGCUCUGCGAUUACGAGAACCGGGUUCUGGUAUCGGGCUCGGGUGGCCAACAGAAAAAGUACGCCCAUUGUGGAUUAUUCGGAGACCCGCACCUACGGACUUUCAGAGAUGAGUUUCAGACCUGCAAAGUGGAAGGGGCGUGGCCUCUGAUUGAUAAUCGCUUCCUGUCGGUGCAGGUGACCAAUGUACCUGUUGUCCUAGGCUCCAGCGCAACAGCAACAAGCAAGAUCACCGUAAUCUUCAAGUCGUAUCAUGGAUGUACAGAUCAGAAGGUGUACCAGGCCACCACGGAAGAUCUGCCCCAGGCCUUUCAAGAUGGGACUCGGAGCGGUGGCGAGAGCGGCAGCCUGACCGUCGCAGAGCGAGGCGGCUCCGGAGUGGGGCGGCAGGUGAAGAUACAGGCCCGUUACAUUGGCACCUCCAUCAUCAUCCGACGUGUGGGCAGCUAUCUGACCUUUGCCAUUCGCAUGCCAGAAGACACACUGGACUUUUCUGAGGACAGCGGCGGUCUGCAGCUGUGCUUGCACGGCUGCCCGCGCAACGAGCUCAUCAAAGAGCACACGCUGAGCCGCCAGAGCCAGCAGCCCCGCCUUCAAGGCACCAACACGGAGUUGGGUCCACUGCGGCCUCCCCACCAGAUCUACACAGUGGAGAGAGCCACGGCCAAGUGUAGAGAGACUCUGCAGGUGGAAGACGUGUACUUUCAGUCCUGUGUGUUUGACUUACUGACGACAGGAGAUCCCGAGUUCUCUAUGGCGGCCUACGGCGCCCUGGAGGAUUUAAAGGCACUGCCACCUAGUAAACUGAAGCAGAAUUCUCCAAGGACUCCUCGUGUUUACAACCGAGGAACGUCACAGACGCUGGCUGCAAUAGCAGCCAACAGCUCCCUGCUCUCACUCCUACUACUCAUGCUGCUGCUGUUGUAAAAAAAAAUAAUAAAUAUAAAUGAUUUUUUUUUUUUUUUUUUAUGUGGUGCAUGGCCACAGACAGGACAUGGAAGCAUUACCAGCUUGAGGAAAGAGUGACUUGAGCACAGACAUUUUCUAUUUGUAUUUUUAUUUCGAAGGGGGGUGGGAAUCUAUAAUCUUUACUGUUUUUUUUUCUUCUUUUUUUUUAUCUUCCAUUUGAAGGAUUUCACUUUUUGACAGAACAAUUUUCCCACGUUGCAUCUUCUGUGGAUUCGUACAUGCAUCGCAUCAUUUAAAAGAAAUAAAAAAAACAAACAAAAAAAAACUAAACAAAAACAUGUAUGCGUUCAAUCAUGUGCUCAGCUGGCCCGUUCAACAUGUCUCCAGCACACAGUUGUGACUAAUCCAAAAGAAAUUGAACCCAGGGUUGUAUAUGCCAACCGUGAAGCAGCGAAAUGGCAUCAUUUUUGUAAAUAUUUUACCGAAAAUGUGCACAAUCUUUAAACACUCCACUGCGUAUGAAGUUGAAUAUCACUCCAUACAGUAUCUAUGCUUAUUUUUUUUUUUUACAUUUUAUCUAGAGCAAGGUGGCUUCUAGAUCCUAUAUAAUCCAGUAAUAUCAAUAGCACUUAAUGUUUUUAGCAGCAAGUGUGUUUUUUUUUUUUUCCUUUUUUUAAUCAUGGUAAUUUGUUUAAGCAAUUGGAAAAUUGAAUACACGGGAUCCAACAACUGUAUGUAAAAACUACCUAGCCUUAAAGAAUGAUGUCAGUGUGAUAUUCAGCAGUUUUCAAUUUUUGCGAAACACUCCCUCUUCAAGCUGUUUGGCUUCCAGUUUUAAAGGUAAAAAAACACAAAUCUUUAUAUAAUAAUAUAUUAAAAAAAGUGUAUAUAUGUGUUUUAUAUUUUGUACAUUUGCCUGUAUAGAUGUUUUAACUGUAAUAUGUUUUACAUUUGUUGUUUAGCAGGUUAUUUUGAGUCAUUGUAUGAAAAGUAAACUAAUAUGUGUUGAGCUGAAUCUUUACAUUUCUGUAUUAAAGUGGUGGACACUCCAGACUACAAUAAUUCCCCCUUCUUUGUUAGUCUUCUUACUGCUUUUCGUAUUAUAAAUGUUUUAAAAUAUUUUUGUAUUUCUAA